UUUUUUUUACAGUCCCUGGGAGUAGUCCUAGAACUGUGAGAGAUAACAGUGUCUGCAUUUAACUGCUAAUCAUUCCACCUUUUUCUUGCUUGUCCAUACACUGUAGUGGGUGUGUAGAGGACAUUUUUAUGUGAGAGUGGCUCCCUGAAAUAUCCCGAUGAAGGCUGUCAAAAUGAACCAAAGAAGUAACCCAGACACCCCCUCGCUAAAAUCACGCAGCCACACAGACUGUAAUGCAGCACCAUCACAUGUAACUGUCAGAUACAGUUAAAUAGUACGUCAUCAAACUUCAAAUCUAAAAGAACCAGAAAAAUCACAAACUGUUGAAUUAAUGCAAAACAGUGAUGUUGAGCUGAAAUAUCCUCAGAGUUGAGCAGAAACACAGAUUUUAAUAAUUCAUAUUUCACAUUCAAGUAUAAAUAAAGACUUUAUAUCCACUUUAAAGAAAUCCCAUAAUGUGAUAAAUCCAUUCUAAGAGUUCACGCACUUCUUCUGUGCUUUUUAUGUUACAAACUUAUGUUCUUGUCUUGUUGCCAGAUGAGGCCGUAGUGAAGAAUUUCAAGCAGUUUACAAGGAAGCGGCAGGGAGCCGUGAGGCGAAGGAUACACCAGGUUAAUGGGCACAAGUUUAUGUCCACUUUCCUCCGUCAGCCCACCUUCUGUUUUCACUGCAAAGAGUUCAUCUGGGGUGUUUUUGGAAAGCAGGGUUACCAGUGUCAAGUGUGUACCUGUGUGGUGCACAAACGAUGCCACCAGCAGGUCGUCACUGUCUGUCCACGCAUGAAGAAAACAGCAAAAGAACAGCCUAUAAAUCAAGGUUUCAGCAUCAACAUCCCUCACAAGUUCAACAUGCAUAACUACAAGUCGCCCACCUUCUGUGACCACUGUGGCUCGCUGCUGUGGGGGAUUGUCAGACAGGGGCUGCACUGUAAAAUCUGCAAAAUGAACGUCCACAUCCGUUGCAAAUGCAACGUUGCUCCCAACUGUGGGGUCAACAGUGUGGAACUGGCCAAUAAGCUCGCUGAGAUGGGUCUGCAGGCAGAAGGACUUGCCAAACGGAAAUCAGUGGUGAAAAACGCAGAACAGACGAGGACUCCAUCUGAGGGGAGGGAUUGUACGGAAACUCAGCAGCAGUUGCCACGGCUAGGAAUUUCAGACUUCACGUUCCUUCAAGUGCUGGGCAAGGGCAGCUUUGGCAAGGUGAUGCUGGCGAGACUAAAUGGCAGAGAUCGGGUUUUCGCGGUCAAGGUGUUGAAGAAGGACAUCAUUUUGCAGGAUGAUGACGUCGAGUGCACCAUGACAGAGAAGAGGGUGCUGUCACUGGCCCGCUGUCACCCGUACCUCACACAGCUGUACUGCUGCUUCCAGACACCGGACCGUCUCUUUUUUGUGAUGGAAUUUGUGAACGGCGGCGAUCUCAUGUUCCACAUCCAGAAGUCCAGGAAGUUCGAAGAAGGCAGAGCCCGUUUCUACACAGCCGAGAUCACCUCUGCGCUCAUGUUCCUGCACAGCAAAGGCAUCAUUUACAGGGAUCUAAAGUUGGACAAUGUUCUUCUUGACAAAGACGGUCACUGCAAAUUGGCAGAUUUUGGCAUGUGCAAGGAGGGCAUAUUUGAAGGUGUUGCCACGGGAACGUUCUGCGGGACCCCGGAUUAUAUUGCCCCUGAGAUCCUGCAAGAGAUGCUGUAUGGGCCUUCUGUGGAUUGGUGGGCCCUCGGGGUGCUACUGUAUGAGAUGCUCUCUGGACAUGCUCCUUUUGAGGCGGAAAAUGAAGAUGACCUCUUUGAAUCCAUCCUCAAUGAAGAGAUUGUUUAUGCCUCUUGGCUCAGCACAGAGGCAGUCAAUAUACUGAAAGCUCUCUUGACCAAAAACCCGGCACGGCGUCUGGGCUGUGUGCCCACAGAGGGUGGAGAGGAGGCUGUGACCAGCCACGCUUUCUUCACAGGUAUCGACUGGGAGAAGCUAAAUCGUAGAGAAAUUGAGCCGCCUUUCAAGCCCAGGAUUAAAACCCCGGAGGACGUCAACAACUUUGACCCAGAUUUUACUCAGGAAGAGCCCACGCUCACGCCCAUCGAUGACCCUAUGAUCCCUUCCAUCAACCAGGAGGAAUUCAGAAACUUUUCCUUUACUUCACCUGAACUGCUAGAGAAUUAAGACUCAGAGACUGAUCCACUAGCAGUUGUGCGGUCACCCUUACUCUUCUCAGUGUCUGUGCAUUUGCCUAAAACAUUUUCCACUGGCAUAUAAAACACGGUGCGGACACAUUUCCCAGAGAUAUAACUGUGCGAAAGUUCCAAGCGGCCAGCCAAAACAUGCUUGACAAGGACCCGAGCUGCACUUGAACUGUAAGAACUUGUACCUCAGACCCAAAUGUGGAGUGUGGCCAGCUUUUGAAAUAACAUUUAGUUUUGGCUUCAUUUACACAUUAAUGCAAGUGUGUAUGUACGUGUGGACAGGAUGUAUUUUAUUAUGUUGUAUUGUGAUGAAAUUGCUUCUAUUUGCUCAAUUUUUGCUCUUUCGCUGCUCAGAGAUGGGG
Haplochromis burtoni (Burton's mouthbrooder) is the source of this 2535-nucleotide messenger RNA. RefSeq names its product protein kinase C, eta, a (gene prkcha). NCBI's taxonomy places the organism in Eukaryota, Metazoa, Chordata, Actinopteri, Cichliformes, Cichlidae. The record is from RefSeq and is a predicted model, not a curated record. Gene Ontology annotation, molecular function: diacylglycerol-dependent serine/threonine kinase activity; ATP binding. The coding region runs from base 504 to 2153 and encodes 549 amino acids. The transcript is spliced from 12 exons. Gene Ontology annotation, biological process: protein phosphorylation.